Messenger RNA from Aphidius gifuensis, 459 nucleotides. RefSeq lists its product as uncharacterized. Gene Ontology annotation, molecular function: nucleic acid binding. Bases 1 to 459 code for a protein of 152 amino acids. Lineage: Eukaryota; Metazoa; Arthropoda; Insecta; Hymenoptera; Braconidae. The transcript is spliced from 4 exons. The record is from RefSeq and is a predicted model, not a curated record.
AUGACUGAAUUUAUGAGAAACGUAGUACGAAAGCUUCAUGCACCGGCUCGCCGAAAUUUUCCAAGACGUAAAGUUGAUAUUCGAGAUAAGGAUGAAACUUGGCAAGCUGAUCUUGUUGACAUGAUUGAUCAUCUUUGGGCUGUUGAACUCAAAAGCAAAACUGGAAGAGAAGUAUCAGCUGCAAUGGAUUUAAUAUUUAAGAAAGGACGAGUUUUUAAAAAUCUACAUGUGGAUCAAGAAACAGAAUUUUAUAAUUCCAUUUUUCAAGCGAUGUUACAAGGUACUUAUAAAUGGGUUAAAAUAUUACCAAAAUUAAUUGAACAAUAUAAUAAUACAAAACAUCGUACAAUCAAAAUGGCACCAGCAAAAGUUGCUAUACCAAUAAAAUCAAAAACUGGAGAAGAUGUUACAGCAGCAAUGAAAUCUGUACAUGAUGAAGAACGUAUUCCAAAAAAUUAA